Messenger RNA from Fimicolochytrium jonesii, 1189 nucleotides. RefSeq lists its product as uncharacterized. The coding region runs from base 236 to 877 and encodes 213 amino acids. NCBI's taxonomy places the organism in Eukaryota, Fungi, Chytridiomycota, Chytridiomycetes, Spizellomycetales, Powellomycetaceae. The transcript has 5 exons. The record is from RefSeq and is a predicted model, not a curated record.
UAGAAUCCGCGUCUGACGCACGUCCGGUACUUUUGAAGAUGAUGACACUGGGGCGCCCAUCCUGCUGCAUUUUGCACCAACAGAGGACGGAACUGGCAAGGGAGCCCUCGAAUCUAGUUAUCCUUUCCGUCUGCUCACAGGAUAUCUUAACUCCAACCGCGUCCUCGUCCCGGAGUUCACGUUAUCCGCUACACGAACUCUGCAUUUUGCGCUUCACCACACAAGCGUAACGAAAAUGAUCCCUCCAUCCUACUCAAACCACUCCCGCGCUUCCCCUUCCGCAUCAUCAAACUCGGAAAUACGAACACAAUACCCGCCAACAGCUUUCCUACAGUUCCCACAUGCCCAGCUCCUAUUCUACCCUGGAUCGGGCCCGUCGUGGCAGGCUGGCGCGGCGAUGGUCAACAAAGCGAUUGGGAGCAUGUUUGCAUGGCUGAAUGGCGUGGCUGGGCCGGAAGCGAAGAAUAUCACUGUGAAUCUGGUCGACGGGCAGCUCGACAUGGCAGCGAGGACCGCGGAGCCGCAGGAUGUCGGAUUGGACGUGUACCUGCAGUCGCGGGAUGACGCUUGGAUGAAUUUCUUAGAUGGGGUUCAGGGCCUCGUUCAGGAUGUGCCUGUGUCUGGGAGGACAUUGACAACCUUGGCCAGGACACUGCCGCCCCUCCGGGAAACCGUCCCUGCCGAAAAGUUCCCGCAAAUCAGCGAGCAGAAAGAGCGUAUGAAACAACGCAUGGCGUCACUGAUCCUAAGCAUGGGAGACGGCACAUGCACAAUCGACAAGAAAGCUUUGCAGAACUCCAAAGAGGUUGCAGAGAUUGUCAGUCAGCUUCAAAGUGCGUUCGAGGUUGAGACAUUGCAUGCGCUGUAUGAGUGUUGAUUCCUGGGGGAACGCGACGUUCAACACGCAUACCUCGCCCCGUCGGACUACAGGUUGAUGCGCAGGUAGCAUGCUGCCAAUUGUUGUGGAUGUGUUCCUUGCGAGCAAACGUGGUGCAUGUAAAGGUCCGAGUUGGGCCGUCCAAAUCGGAAACUCGGACGUAUUUAGCGGCCGCCCGACGGGUUCUAGCGUAGACGAUGGUUGAUGCUGUGUAUGAUCCCUAGAAUUGUAGAUACAAAGUUGCUCAUCCACAAAAGCGUAUGCAUGAAGCGGAUGUGUCUCGGAACUUAUACAUCGAUACGACUCUUUCGA